GACCGCUCAUCGUUCCCAUCGAAGAGAAUUACAUGAACACGUCAUUGUGUUUCGGGGGGCCGACUCAUCGUCAUGCUGAACGUCAAGUUACGUCACGCGAACGUGGUAUCCCGGAUGUUGAUACCACUACUGCGGCUCUUCCGGUCCGAACCUCAAUGAAGUCUUUUUAGCAUCCCAACUCUAGGCUUGGUUCUGGAUUUGUUACAUUUUUUACAUGCCUGGAUAAAUAUGUAUUCAUAGAUAUUAUACAUUGAUAGGUAUUUAGGAAGUAACGCACUUACGACAUGUCUCAGGAAAUAUCCCAGGCUGUGCUCACGACUACUAACUCCAGGUGCCAGUGAUGAUAUUUCAACCUUUCCGCGUGACCCCACACAGCCCAAAUAAAGAUGAAGUCCAAAGGGCCAUUGUCACCAGCAAGACCCCAAUCCAGAAGCUGCAUGAGUACGGCACCAAACACGGCAAAAUCCCCACCUAUGUGCUGGAGAAAGCCGAAGGCGAGGCCCACCGGCCCAGCUUCGUGUUUAGCGUGACCAUCGGCGACGUCUGCGCCAAAGGUGAAGGUGUCAGUAAAAAAGCAGCCAAGCACAUGGCUGCCGAAGAUGCGCUGCACCUCCUACAGGUGGACACUGUAGCCACGAGUCUCCCCGUGAAGUCCGAGAGUAACGAUGUUGUAGCAGAAUCAAACGGCCACGCCAACUCAGUGGGCACACUGCAGGAGCUGUCCUUACAGAAGGGUUGGCGUCUUCCCAAGUACACGACGCUAAUGGAGACCGGUCCCCCGCACAUGCAAGAAUUCACCAUCACCUGUGCAAUGGAGUCCCUGUCAGAGACAGCUGUCGGAAGCUCCAAAAAAGCGGCAAAGAAGGCAGCCGCUGAGAAGAUGGUGGCCAAGCUUCAGAGUCUGUCAGGCUCCUCUGAAAUCACAUGGACGCCUGAACCAAGGGUGCCAUUCGAGAACCUUAAGAAUUCAUCGGCCGAGAAAAUCUCCUUCAUUAGGAGGAACCCGCUAAGCAUGCCCAACACAGACUACAUUCAUCUUAUGGCCGAGCUGUCUGAGGAGCAAAGCUUUGACGUCGCCUACUUGGACAUCGACGAGCUGACGGCCAACGGGCAGUACCAGUGCCUGGUAGAGCUCUCCACCUCCCCCGUCACCGUGUGCCACGGCACGGGCAUCUCCCGCGGCAAUGCACACAACGCCGCCGCACACACCGCCCUCCAGUACAUCAAGAUUAUGGCCUCAACGAAGCAAAACGCACAAACUGGAACAGAAGGUACAUUUUAACAGAAACUUCAGCCAACUGGAUGUCAGGACACGAAGGCGCAUUAAUGUUUUAUUUUAUGAAUUUAUGUGGCAGAAAGCUAGCAAAAUGAAGCACUUGACAAAGAUUGAAAUGCUGUUCAGGGAGGCAUUUGUGUUGGACUUGACAUAAUGUGUACUCCAUGCCCACCCAUGUCCAAAAAUAAAACUACUGAAUGGAGAGA
Molecule: messenger RNA, 1482 nt
Organism: Syngnathoides biaculeatus (alligator pipefish)
Lineage: Eukaryota; Metazoa; Chordata; Actinopteri; Syngnathiformes; Syngnathidae
Gene: prkra
Product: protein kinase, interferon-inducible double stranded RNA dependent activator
Exons: 8
Coding region: 341-1282 (313 amino acids)
Source: RefSeq, a predicted model, not a curated record